Prorocentrum cordatum is the source of this 2242-nucleotide messenger RNA. The record is from the annotation of a GenBank genome assembly. Lineage: Eukaryota; Dinophyceae; Prorocentrales; Prorocentraceae.
GUCCGAGCGACGGCGAGGGGAGAGGCGGGCGCGGGGGGGGGCGCCCUCGCCCCUGGCUGCCACGAGCCGCCGUGGUUCCCUUGCCGGCCGCAGCCACUUGGCUGACAGAGACGCUCGUUGCUCCGCCUCGCCAGCACUCGCACGGGAGCCCGAGAGCCGACGGAGCCUCAGGGAUGCCGGCCGCUUCCGCUCGCCGCAGCGGGCUGGUGCCCGCCUCGCUGGUCGCGGCGGCCACUUUGGCCUCCGUCUCGCGCACGUUCGUCGCGCCGCGGACGCCCGCGGCGCGCUCCGGGAGGACGGCCGCGCGGGGCUUCAAGGAGGACUUCGAGGCGUGGAGGGGGUCGCUGACGCCCGAGGAGAGCACGAUGCUCAAGAAGCAGGCGGCGGGCGAGUUCAACAAGAAGUUCCGCAAGUCCGACGAGUUCAAGAAGGACCUGCCGGACGAGAAGGUGCAGUCUUUCUCGAAGAUUCUCGGCAAGUUCUUCGAGGCGGAGGCCGACGACUACAAGAAGGAGCCGGGGUCUGAGGCCCCAGACCCUGACGGCCUGCUGUUCAAGGGCACCGAGUCCAAGAUGGACUUCAGGCUGAAGAGCCGGAUCGUCGAGAUCGACCGCGACGCGGAGCGCCGCUACCAUUUCGCCGCGUUGAGGACCACGCACGCCGCGUACAGGGGGGAGUUCUGGCCGAGCAGCUCCCCGAUGAAGGACGUGUACUAUUUCCAGAACAAUGACACGGACUCGCACGACAUGUUGGUGAAGGCGGUCGAGAAUGCGGGGGUUCCUGUGGAGGUCCCCCCGAUCGGCGAGAAGUUCAGCCUGGUCCUUCCCAGAUGCCUGUUUCAGGAUAUCAACGAGGUCGGCUCCAAUCUCAUGGCCUGGAAGGAGCAGUUUGGCGUGUCGGAUGACGACUACAAAGAGGCUGUGGAGAAGGAGAAGUCUGGCAAGAAGAUGCCCCCGCUGGAUGAGGAGUUUCUGGCGGACCUCGAGCAGAUUCCUGCCGUGGACGAGGUCUCCUUCAGGCACCCCUGGGGUAUCGCAGACAAGCUGUACAAGUCGGAGGCCAUCGACGCCUUCGGCUUCAAGUACUUGCUGGGCGUCUUCGAGACCGUUCCGGAGGCCGAGGCGGCCUUCGACAGCUGGAACGCCGAGUUCGAUCAGGCGCGCGCGGACAUGGAGAACGAGCUGGGCCAGUGGAGCAAGCAGGAGCAGGCGCGCCUCGACGCAGACACCGCCGGCCAGGAGGCCAUGAAGGUCGUGAUGGAGCAGGGCAGGGUGCGGGCCGCAGGCAGACUGGGCGACACGUACACUGGAAGAUUGGGCGCCCUGAAGGUGGAGGGACCCCUGGACGGGAAGGCCAGUGGCUGCAUACGGGAGAAUUGCUGGUCCAGGGGAAGGUGCGGCACGUGGCUCCCUCUGGGGGGCACAGCUCGCGAGCUCGACCACGACGCCAAGCUGCUUCUCCUUGCGGAGCACACGCUCUCGCUGCGGGGCCGACCUGCUGGGGCAAGCUGCCUGGAGGGCCUGUCGCUGACGCCGGAGGUCGCCUUCCCUGCGCAGGAGGGAAACCGCCGCCCGCCUCGACAACGCAGAGGACGCUGGCAAUGCCCAACGAGUCGGGCUCCAAGGGCCUUUCGUUGGACGAGUACGCCUUCAAGCUGCUGGGCACGUCCACCGAGGGCGCGGCUGCCGACAGGGCGAGGCAAGGGGCGGCGCAGGACAGACGCGGCGACUUUCAGAACAAGGCCGCGGCGACCGCGGCGGAGCUGCUGGCGGCCUUCGAGGGCGACUUCCUGCUAUCCUUGAAGGGAUCGCUGGAGACUAUCGGGCCUUCCCUGGACAGCGACGAAGCCUUCAUGGGCCACAUCCAGCGGUACGAGCGAGCUUUCCGAAGAGCGAAGAGGAGAUCUUUCUGGAGCCGGACAACCUGGCCUGAUGGCGCUGUCUCACCGAGCUCUGUUUCUUCUGCCCCAUUGCCAUCCUAGUUUCUAGGAUGUGCUAGAGAUGGCUCAGACUACUUAGGUAGAUCGACUGUCUGGUGCUGUUGUCUCACCAAAACAGGAGCGCGGCGCGUGGCGAAUGCCUUUUCUCGCGUGGGUCGUGCUGCCGUCGGGAGGAUAGCGAAGCUGGAUGGCCAAUUCUUUUUCUGGCGGAAGGGGUAAGGCACCUCAGCAGUGUGCCCCCAGCCGCCGCCUGGACUGAAGGCUGGCUGUGGCAGGGAUCUGCAGGCGGGUUCUCGCAGCAAA